Messenger RNA from Gasterosteus aculeatus aculeatus (three-spined stickleback), 1153 nucleotides. The record is from RefSeq and is a predicted model, not a curated record. Lineage: Eukaryota; Metazoa; Chordata; Actinopteri; Perciformes; Gasterosteidae.
AUCUAUAACUGAGACGGCUAAAUCGAAAUACCCUCACGUUGAGUAACAGAAAAAUACGUAGGCUUAGCAGGUACACAGCAUGGCGCGAGGCUGCUGACUUCUUUAAGAGUAGAGGAAGCUAAAGUCACACCUUCAUAAAAGAAGUCCCUGAACGCAGCACGAGAGGCGCGCCUCCGCGCACAGCUGAGGUGAGAAGAAGGCACCAACCGAUGAACUUCAGCUUCCAGUGUGGACGGAAGAAAAACAAGAGCACGACGGGAACAUCUCGGAGAUGGUUGAGCCAGAUGUGACACUGCAGCUGUUACACAGUGUUCACCUGAAGAAUGGCUCAAUUGCGGCUGCCACUCGUCCCUCUCUCACAGAGGACUCUUUCAUCAGCAGCAGUGGAAUCGUCCCUGGUGCAAUUGCAGCCACCAUGUUCAUUGCCCUUUUGCUCGCUCUGUACGCCGUCCUCUGGAAGUGCAUGGUGUCACCGCCACUACGGAAACACAGCAAAGUGAGGGUGAGAGUGAAACGGAGGACGUCUGUGUGAAGAAGCUUCUCCACCUAAACUUAAUAAGAAUAAGAUCUGAGAGAAGAAUCCGAGAAGUGACACAAUAAUGCCAGCAAGGGAGAUCUUCCUGAUGAUACAGAUAUCAAAGCGCUGUUCACUGGAAGCUGCAUGCUGAUGUGACCUGCUGGUCACCUCCUGCUGCUCUUCUGUGAACUGUGCUUUAUCAAGGGAACCUCAAGAUGAGGAUCUGCUGCGGAACUCUACAAAUGUGUUCUGUUGUCUGCAUUGAAAUCCACAUGUAGUGCAAUGGAACAAGGAACAUAUUUCUGUGACCGAGUCACGAUUCGUUCAAAGACUCAAUGGUUUGUGGUUUGUCUUUUUGAACACGGUGUAUUUCUAACUUGCCUUUUUUAUAUGCAAUCAUCACUUUUUGGCCGUUCAAUAAAACAUUGCCCAUGUAUCCUUCAAACUCAUGAAAUAGUAAAGUAGUAAAAACUGUAAAUAUCCAUAUUCAGUGCAAUCUUUAACCUUAAUUGGCAACGAAAAGGGAUAAAUGUCACACAGCUGUUAUUCUUUGAUGGAAAACACCAGUUAUUGUCUGUCAUUUUAUUUCCUGCCAUAAACCGGUUCUGUGUGUUUAAUAAACUGCACUUACAACGA